GAUGCUCGGCGCUGAUUGGCGGGGCGCGGCGCGGCGGGGAGGUGCGGCGCUGAUUGGCGGGGCGCUGAUUGGCGGGGCGGCGUGGCUGUCGGCCGGAGUGGAGGGCAGCGAUGGGCGCCGGGCUCAGCACGCUGCGUUGGGUUGUGACAUACCCUAUAUGGCUAAUUUACAGCACCAUCCGGAGGCUUUUUGGGAAUCCCUAUCCUGCAAUCACUCUGAAGGAUCCUGAAGUGAAGUAUGCAUUGAGGCUGAUAGAUAAAGAGGAAGUUAGUCAUGACACAAGAAGAUUUCGAUUUGCUCUUCCUUCAGUAGAUCAUGUUCUGGGUCUACCAAUAGGACAGCAUAUCUACCUGUCUGCACGGAUUGAUGGGGCUCUGGUUGUUAGACCGUACACUCCGGUCUCCAGUGAUGAUGACAAGGGCUUCGUGGAUCUUGUUGUCAAGAUUUACUUUAAAGGUGUCCAUCCAAAGUUUCCAGAUGGAGGGAAGAUGUCUCAAUACUUAGAGAGCCUGCAAAUAGGGGAUACUAUUGACUUCAGAGGACCAAGUGGCCUGCUUGUCUACAAAGGAAAAGGCGUGUUUGCUAUUCGGCCUGAAAAGAAAGCUGAACCAGUUACUAAAAAAGUCAAAUACGUGGGGAUGAUUGCUGGUGGGACUGGGAUAACACCUAUGCUGCAGAUCAUUCGAGCAAUCAUGAAAGACAAAGAUGACCACACUGUUUGUCAGCUGUUGUUUGCUAAUCAGACUGAGAAGGAUAUCCUGCUACGUUCAGAGCUAGAAGAGAUCCAAGUUCAGAAUCCCAGUCGUUUUAAGUGUUGGUAUACACUGGACAGAGCACCUGAAAGCUCCUUUGUUGUUUAAUGACUCGUGGGUUUAUGCAACUCAGAAUGCAUUCAGCAGCAUCAUUCCUCACAUCGUGAUGCACAGAAGCUUGAGAUAUUAUCAGUGUUUCCAAAGCUAUGAAGCUCACCUCAAGUGAAUGGUAGUGUAAUAAUGUUCCUCCCACGACUAGACUCGAAUAUUAGCCAUUAUUUACUCUGAUCCAAGGUAACCUUCCUUUCUCCUUCCCCUUAGCCAUAAAUAUAAGAUGGCACCAUAUUGUCUCAUGUUCAGAGCAUUCAUUAAGGCAGCUGUGAGAGGAGUGGCAGAGGCACUGCACCUCACUGAGAUGUGGCUGAAUGCAGACUCCUACCUAGCUGUCACAUGGUGGUUCGCACUAGGUGAUCUUUCUAGGCAGUGGAUUUGCCUUUGUAUUAACAGUGUUUCUCAAAGACAACGUGGUUCCAUCUUGGUGCAGUCCAGUUUUAAAGGUAACGUGAUCUAGUUGGGUGCUGUAGGUGAGAGGAUGAGCUAGCUAAAUGUGCCUUCCUCAGCUGUACAAGCUGGAGGAAGAAAAGCCUGAAGAGUUAUUGCCUAAGGUUUCCAUGUCACAUCAGGGUAGAUUCAUGCCCCUAUUCAGUGGUAGUUUGGAGCAGAGAGGGAAAAGCCACAUGCUCUCUUACCUUGUGACCAAGAAUACACCUUCCAUAGAGUGGUGGGGAGGGUUUUACUGUCCCCAGAGUCUGUUGCUGUCAUGCAAUCGUCUUCAAUUAGUGUUCUCCCUGAAUUUCUAAGGCAGCUUAGAUUUAGAUAAAAUUGUUGUUCCUUCUCUUCGGUAUUUGUGAAUUGUGAACUGAUCUUAGGAGUUGUGAUAAAAGAUCCUUCUUAGACCUUCUCAACACCGUUCUACAGAAUUCCACUACCACGCCUCUAAACAGACCUAAACUGGAUAUUUUUGGAUGGGCUGUGGGAGAAAAAUGUCUUAAUUUUAUUGUGCCUAAAGGUUUGGGUCAGCAGCGUUUUGCACCCAGAGCUGGGGAUAUGAUGGGUAAAUGUGAAUCCUAGUAUUAACUGAUUAGCACAAUGAGUGUUCCUACUGGGAGCAACAUCAGCUAGAGUUCUCCUAAUGAAGAUGUGAACUGUUGGGGUAAGGAGAACGGAUGUUAUUUUUUCACAGCUCUGCUUGGUAUUUCCUGGGGGCUUUUAGGAAGUUUUAUUAAAAGUUAGCCUGUUUUCUCCAUGUAUCAGUUUUCCAUCUUAAAAGCAGGAGUGGCAGAUCUUCCAUGUAGCAGAACUGUGUUGAGGACACUAAUGUGAACAGAGUGCACAGAUGCUACAGGCCAGAACAGAACAGGCCCAAUUAAAAAAAAAUGCACACACUACUAUUAUAAAGUGAUUUGUAUCUAUCUUUUCAUCUCCCCCCUCUUCAUUUUUUUUGUUUUUUAACAGAUUGGGAAUACAGCCAAGGAUUUGUGAGCCAGGAUAUGAUCAGAGACCACCUGCCCCCGCCUCAAAACGAUGUUCUGAUCCUCAUGUGUGGACCUCCACCAAUGAUCCAAUAUGCCUGCAUUCCCAACCUGGACAAACUGGGCUACACCAAGGACAUGAGGUUCUCCUUCUAAAGGAGACUGAUACCUCAGUGAUCUUGUGAGGAAGGGAAGAAAAUACAUUUAAUGGGGAACAAGACAGUUAGAGAGGUGGGUGAUGCACAGUACUGGGAAGCUACAUUUACAUUAAAAAUAAUUAACAUUUAUCUGAAUCUCUGGCCAGUUAGACACGUAAGCUUAACUGUAUCAUAACUGUACUGUAUGUUGCACAGAAACAACUCUAUUGCAGAGACAUAACGAUGUAUUGUACUUGCCUUGUCUGUCUUGUAGAAAUAUUAUACUCCAUCUCAAGGCAGGAAAGUAUAGCUUCUUAGGGCGGCAAAUACUUGUUUACACUUUUCUUAGCAAUGUAAAUCAAAUGCCAGUAAUAUCCUAUUUCCUAACACUGUGCAUACCCAGUAUUUGAUUUGGUAUGAAGUAUGAAAUAUAUAGAAUGAGCUGGAUUAUUGACCUUGCUUAUGCCAAACUUUAAUCCUUACAGAGCUUUUACUAUAUGAGGGCCAGGAGCCUUUGCCUUGUACGUAUAAUCUUUACAACACCAGAAGCUUAAAGAUUCUUGUUCAGUUGAAGGAUGACAAUUAACCAUUUAUGACUUACUGAAGUUGUUCAAGUUGCCUUGUUAAACAAACCAGGAGUAGACACCAAUAUGAAAUUUGUUUCCAGUAUAUUUUGGAAUAGCCUCUCUUCACUGCAAACACUCUUCCAGCUCAUCACAUCCUUGGGCAGUGAAGGAAACUAUGGAAAGCAGGAGGCUUUACACACAGUUCUACAAGUAGCUGGAAAUCUUUGCUUAUACAUGUGUUGAAUAAUGAAAAAAUUACUAACUUUUGUAUUUACUUUUGAAUAGCAGACAAUGCCAUAAGAGUAGGAAAACAAUUGUUCUGCAGGUUCUGUGCAGUGAAAAAUGCUGGGUGAAAAUUAGAUCCAGUUUUAGUUUCCUGUUUCCCAGAGUCUGAUUAGGAAUGAAAUCACCACCAAGGUGGGUUCCAGCAGGUAGCCCAGCUUCACGUGCAGUAUGCCUACAGUCAGGAGACUCACCUGCGUAUCUUGCUCUGGCAAAACCCCAAAGAGUUGGUAAGGAUUGCACGGAACAGCCUUAAGUCACCAAACUGACAGUAGAUAGAAAUGUCUCACUGAAUCUAAACUGUUCUUGGAUGCUGUUUACUAUAGCUCCAAUUUAUUUUUUUAAAUGUAAUUUUUUACAGCAACCUUUUACCUAACCUCUAGUAAACUUGAUGCAGCUUGCAUGCCGAACCUUCUGCUUCCAAACAGAUGCUACUGACAUUAGAGCUGUCCCUGCGAGGAAUCUGUGUAACUAAAAAUUGUGGUCUGGUGAUAAAAUCAGAGUGAUUGAAAAGAUGUCUAGUGGUAUGUGAAGUAAUGUGGAUGCUAGUUAGCUACAAGUAUCAGUGUAUAAUAAAUAUAACUUUUAAAAAAAAAAUUUGGCUAGGUAGUUGAAGCUAUAACUUGCCAUGCUUUCUUUUGUGCCUGUACAACAGAUGUGUACUGUGCAUUUAAAAGGUUUCUCAGCAUGAAUUAGAAGGAAAAAAAGAUAUUGCACAGUUAAUUUAAGGAACCUGAAGUGAAUAAUACUAUUAUUAAAUUUAUUUUAUUGACUAGACACUUGCUUCUGAAAUCUUGACUUUUUGAUGUGUGUUUCUGAAACUUAUUCUUUAAUACUAUGCUGUGGAGUUCAAAUAAUGCUCAAGUAAGUUUCAGUCCCUUUUUUCGUGAGGCAAAAAGCAGAAAUUUGAGAGAAAUUAUCUCGGAUGCUGGUUUGUAUCACUAGGGGAUAAACAAAGAUUUUUUUUCAUGACUGUAUUUAAUGAGGUUUUCAUAUCCAAAAUAGCUAGCUGGUAAUGCAUCAAUUUUUUCUAUUACUCUGCUUAUCUAAGUACUGGCUUUUUCACAUCUGUGUAAGAAAUAAUUUUGCAGGUGACUCGUCUAUGUGUUACAUAGCACAUCAUCUUCAGCCUCAUAAGAGAAAAACGUGUAGAACACUCCAGAAAGUUAAUGUUCAAAAAAAAAAAAGGGGGGGGGGUAGGAGGGGGGCUGUUUGAUUUGUUUACUUAAGUGCUUUUGUUUGAGUUUGGUGAAAAUUGCUGUAUUCAGAUGCUGAAUCAAGGAGCAAACUAUUGCUGUUUUUCACCCCAAUCUCUUAGUUUUAUCUUUACUUUAUACAUCUUCCGUGUGAAUAUGGGGCUCUUUUAAUAGAAAAAAUGAAGGUUUUUUUUUUAAUAUGAUCUGCUGAAACAAAACAAACGGGCCCUUUUGCUUGAUGGUCCUGUACUGUAACAUUUAAACAAGUAAUAAAAGUUGGGUUUGCAUCUC
Molecule: messenger RNA, 4756 nt
Organism: Cygnus atratus (black swan)
Lineage: Eukaryota; Metazoa; Chordata; Aves; Anseriformes; Anatidae
Product: NADH-cytochrome b5 reductase 3
Exons: 9
Coding region: 111-860 (249 amino acids)
Cellular component (GO): mitochondrion
Molecular function (GO): oxidoreductase activity; FAD binding
Source: RefSeq, a predicted model, not a curated record